Molecule: messenger RNA, 682 nt
Organism: Ipomoea triloba (trilobed morning glory)
Lineage: Eukaryota; Viridiplantae; Streptophyta; Magnoliopsida; Solanales; Convolvulaceae
Exons: 7
Coding region: 1-678 (225 amino acids)
Biological process (GO): CAAX-box protein processing
Cellular component (GO): membrane
Molecular function (GO): metalloendopeptidase activity
Source: RefSeq, a predicted model, not a curated record
AUGAACAUGUGCAUAAUAGAUGUAGAGAUUGUUGAUGAAACUAGACAUGUUGCAACAUCAGUAUUCAGACUGCCUGUAGAGUUAUUGUUGUACUAUCAAGGGAAAAACUACCAUUGCAAAAUAUCAACAGACGCUUUUGAAUUUUACAGUUUCUUGGCUAAUUUGCAGGCCUCUCAUUUUGCAUCAACAGAAGGAUUGCCAGUUGCAGACUGCUCUGUUGAAAUUUCUUGGGAUUUUCAGAUGUGGCAUCUUGAGUUGAUUACUGGGCUGGUUAUAAUAGUAUCCUCAUGCCGAUAUUUACUGUUGAAAACUUGGCCAGAUUUUGCUGAAUCCAGUGAAGCAGCAAAUAGACAGGUUCUUACUUCUCUUGAACCUUUGGAUUACAUUGUCGUGUCGUUUCUUCCUGGAGUUGGUGAGGAGUUUCUUUUCCGUGGUGCACUUUUGCCUCUCUUUGGUGCCAAUUGGCCAAGUGCUCUGGCCGUUGAUGCAGUCUUUGGAAUAUUGCACUUGGGCAGCGGCCGAAAAUAUUCAUUUGCAAUCUGGGCGACAUUUGUGGGGCUUGCCUAUGGCUAUGCUACAAUUUCAACAUCAAGCAUUAUUGUGCCAAUGGCUGCUCACGCUCUGAAUAACUUGAUCAGAGGUAUCUUAUGGCGCUAUACAUCAAGUUCUUCAAAAUAGAUUG